Messenger RNA from Alligator mississippiensis (American alligator), 1989 nucleotides. RefSeq names its product lamin tail domain containing 1 (gene LMNTD1). The transcript has 11 exons. Bases 632 to 1816 code for a protein of 394 amino acids. Gene Ontology annotation, cellular component: nuclear envelope; cytoplasm. The record is from RefSeq and is a predicted model, not a curated record. Lineage: Eukaryota; Metazoa; Chordata; Crocodylia; Alligatoridae.
UUUUUUUUAACAGGAUGUCACAAGGGCCACAGUAGUAUGCUGAUUGGGCUGUGUGUGGCCCGCGGGCCUCAGGUUGAGAACCGCUGCUCUUGUGAACCACCCCUACAUGUAAUUCACAAGACAAAUCCAGGGAUUUCAGGAACUGCAAGAUCUUCUUGUAGCUAAGAUGAAAGCACUGAAUGCUGUUCAGGAGAAAAAUCUUUCCUUGCAAAGUGAGAUCACUUUGCUCAAAAGCAUGACUGAAGGAGAAGAAGGACCCCCAGAUGUCCGUGGACCACAGGUUGAAAAUCAGUGUCUUAGAAGAAGGAAAGGAUACCAGAAAGACUGCAUUUAUACACAGCUUGCACAUCCACAGCAUUAUCAGCCAUUUUAUCCCUGAUCAUUUAAAAGUCUACGUAACUAUUUAAAUCAAUCUGGGUCUGUCCCUCCUCUUUGGACUGGAAAACUAAGAGUUUCCAAGGAAACAUGAAUUCACGUAGGGUGAGAAUGGAGGCAAUACAUUUCCACUCACCCUUCAAUUCACCAGACUUGGGCCGGUUCUGUGGUUCCCUAGAUUUCAUGACAAAGAUCAACUGGGCCCUCAGAGGAUGCACUCUUCUUUGAGUUAGCAGCUGCAGAAGAAGUUGGAACUAUGAUCAAUGGGACCACAACAGCAACCAGAUUAUCCAAAUCUCCUGCAGCAGUUUAUACAAUUCAAGAGAGAGACUCAGCUACUUCUAUCACUAGUACCAGCUCAGCAGAGUGGUCAUGUCCUAAUUGUAUAUGCCCCAGCCCUGCUACAAGUAUAUCAGACCAAUGUCAAGAGGAUAUCAGUUCUUCCUGUACUGACUUGGAGAAGAAUACCCAACUCCUAAGACAUUUGGAGAGGACACCUUCAGCAGCUGAGGACUACAACAUUUCUACAUCCAGCGCUCUUGGAAACUUAAGAAUUGGUGAUGUUCAUCCUGGUGGUCAUUUUGUGAAGAUCCUUAACUCUUCCCCUGUUAUAGAAGAGAGUAUUGGGGAUUAUAUCCUCCAGAAGAAUGCCAAUGGCCAAGCAGUAGCAGUGUUCAGAUUCCCACCAAACAUCAGAAUGAGUGCCAACUCUACAGUAACAGUAUGGGCAGUAGAUGCCAAUGUGCUUCAUAAGCCUCCAUCAGAUUUUUUCUGGAAGGAGCAAAAUCGAUUAAGGACGGACUUAGAUUGUACCACCAUCCUUUGUGAACCAAGUGGCCAAGCUGUUGCCUGGUGCACUCCUAUGUACUGGAACAGAAAGCUGAGAUGGAAGGGGCAAGAAGACAGUGAACACCUGAAGAAUAACACAAAACCAACCAAACUAAUAAAACAACAAAGAAAAUCAGAAUUGAGACUAUCUGAUAUAGAACAGGAAGAAGCUGUCCAAGGCCAACCAAAAGAAAAAGGACCAAUUUUCAUUAAAAGAGAAAAAAAGGCCCCAGCAACCCUUGUCCCAACACAGAAUUCUUGGUGCCAAAGUCCAAACUCUUCUACCCACCCUCACUUCUCCCUGGUUAGACCAUUAACCAUGGGCAAUGAUGGCAGCAGUCUGUGCAGACAGUCCAGGUGUCAGUCAGCAAAACCUGACCCAGCACCAGGUACUCUGUAUGCAGGAAGCAGCCAUGGAAGAAGCACAACCAUUGCAUGUUCUCAUGAAAAAAGCAGUAGAAGGUCCACUAGAUCAGCAGGGCCUAAUUUAGGUGGAGUGAUGUAUGUAGGCUCUGCACCCACCAGCUCUGCUCUGCAGAAGUACUUUGUCCCUUUGGCUUACAACUUCAGGCUACCAACCCAGGCUUCAUUUACUCCUUCCACUUUCACAUAACACCUGAUCCAGGAUCUAAGAACAGGAGGGAGGAGAAUUAAUGCUCAGGAGCCAGUAACGUUAACCAUUGCUUCAAGGAAUGAGGAGGUUUGGCUGUUAAGUGACACUACAAAUUGUAAGUCACAUUUCUGUGUAGCCUGGUCCCCACAAUAAAGUUUGUUUUGCUGAUUCUG